Messenger RNA from Mastomys coucha (southern multimammate mouse), 12609 nucleotides. RefSeq names its product WD repeat and FYVE domain containing 3 (gene Wdfy3). The record is from RefSeq and is a predicted model, not a curated record. Bases 924 to 11507 code for a protein of 3527 amino acids. Lineage: Eukaryota; Metazoa; Chordata; Mammalia; Rodentia; Muridae. The transcript has 69 exons. Gene Ontology annotation, molecular function: protein binding; metal ion binding.
UGUGUUGGGGGGAGGGAAAGUUAGGAAUAGCCAGUAGAAAUCAUCUGGUAAUGCUGGAGAAAUCUCAGAGAAGGGAUCUAGAGAACGCCAGGGCAGACUCAGAAAGAAUACAGGAGGCAUUUGAGCAAUGACUUGAAGACAGGAAGGAAGGGCUGUGAAGAAAUAAUGCCUCGUAGAUGCCCUUAGAGUAGCAAGUGGAAAGGCCAUGAGGCCUGAUGUGCCCAGUCUGCAGGAAGUGUGACCAAGGAGUGGGAAGUGGUGUCAGGAGCUCAGCGGAUGUCAUAUUGGGUCUUUUAUGACUAUGAUGGUUCCUACUGUGAGGCAACGAGAGGGUCACUGUGAGAUAGGGGUGUCCCUUUUGUCGUAUGGUUGAUGUAGGCUGUGUGGUCUGAUGAUCCUCACUGCUUUCAUGAGAAGGAACUGGAAUAGAGAUGUGUAGACAUCAGUAGGUCAGUUCCUAAGCUUUGGUAGAAACUCCAGGGAGAGCCGAUGACACAGGCUUUGAGAUGCACAGAUUGCAUGCUGCUCAGAAGGCUGAACUGAGAAAAACAUUGGUGCUCUACCUUGCUGUUCACAGUUUCCUGGCUUCCUGCUCCUUCCACCUAUCUGAUAUCUGCUUGGGCCUGGCCAUGAGAACUGGCCAAACCAGAUAAAUCUGCACCUACACAGCAUGCGUGAGAGACGAAGAACACCUCAGGAAGAAAGUGUGACACUUCUUGACAUCUGCUUCAGGAAGCAAGUGCCUGUCAUUCCUGUCUGUGCAGAUUCAUGCCAGCGCUGCACACAGCAUCAGUUGGAACCCCGAUUUCAAGGCCCGAGUGAAGUAUCAUCCGUGGAUGGGACCCACUGUGCUCACACACUCAGAACGAGCUGUCCAAGGAAUGCCCUAAAGAAACAGACGUGUGUUUCACCUGCCAGCCAAGAUGAACAUGGUGAAGAGGAUCAUGGGGCGGCCUCGGCAGGAGGAGUGCAGUCCGCAGGACAACGCCUUGGGCCUGAUGCACCUCCGCCGGCUCUUCACCGAGCUGUGCCACCCUCCAAGGCACAUGACCCAGAAGGAGCAGGAGGAAAAGCUGUACAUGAUGCUGCCAGUGUUCAACAGGGUUUUUGGAAAUGCUCCACCAAAUACAAUGACAGAAAAAUUUUCUGACCUUCUGCAGUUCACAACGCAAGUCUCCCGACUAAUGGUGACUGAGAUCCGAAGGAGAGCGUCAAACAAAUCCACAGAGGCUGCAAGUCGGGCCAUAGUCCAGUUCCUGGAGAUCAAUCAGAGUGAAGAAGCCAGUAGAGGCUGGAUGCUCCUAACAACAAUUAACUUGCUGGCAUCCUCUGGUCAGAAAACCGUGGACUGCAUGACAACGAUGUCAGUGCCUUCCACCCUGGUUAAAUGUCUGUAUCUGUUCUUUGACCUUCCACAUGUGCCUGAGGCAGGUGGAGGCGCACAGAGCGAGCUACCUCUAGCAGAGCGCCGAGGACUACUCCAGAAAGCGUUUGUACAGAUCUUAGUAAAACUCUGCAGUUUUGUUUCUCCGGCGGAGGAGCUGGCCCAGAAGGACGACCUACAGCUUUUAUUCAGUGCAAUAACCUCUUGGUGCCCCCCCUAUAACCUGCCAUGGAGGAAGAGUGCAGGGGAGGUCCUCAUGACCAUCUCCCGCCAUGGGCUGAGCGUGAACGUGGUGAAGUAUAUUCACGAAAAAGAAUGUUUGUCUACGUGUGUCCAGAAUAUGCAGCAGUCAGAUGACCUGUCUCCCCUCGAAAUUGUUGAAAUGUUUGCGGGACUUUCUUGUUUCCUCAAAGACUCCAGUGAUGUUUCCCAAACACUUCUGGAUGAUUUUCGGAUAUGGCAAGGCUAUAAUUUUCUUUGUGACCUCUUGCUCAGAUUGGAACAAGGAAAAGAGGCGGAGUGCAGAGAUGCCCUGAAGGACCUGGUGAGUCUGGUGACCUCUCUGACCACGUAUGGGGUCAGUGAGCUGAAGCCAGCUGGUGUCACCACAGGGGCCCCCUUCCUGUUGCCUGGAUUUGCAGUACCUCAGCCAGCAGGCAAAGGUCACAGUGUGAGAAACAUCCAGGCUUUUGCGGUUCUUCAGAAUGCAUUUUUAAAAGCAAAGACCAAUUUCCUUGCCCAGAUCAUCCUCGAUGCCAUCACGAACAUUUACAUGGCUGACAACGCUAAUUACUUCAUCCUGGAGUCUCAGCACACCCUAUCGCAGUUCGCAGAGAAGAUCUCGAAACUCCCGGAAGUACAAAACAAAUACUUUGAGAUGCUGGAGUUUGUCGUUUUUAGCCUGAACUAUAUCCCUUGUAAAGAACUCAUUAGCGUCAGCAUCCUGUUAAAGUCCAGUUCUUCUUACCACUGUAGCAUCAUUGCCAUGAAAACCCUUCUGAAGUUUACAAGGCACGACUACAUAUUUAAAGAUGUCUUCAGGGAGGUGGGCCUGCUGGAGGUCAUGGUAAACCUUCUGCAUAAGUACGCAGCCCUCCUGAAGGAUCCAGCUCAGGCACUCAGUGAGCAAGGGGACUCAAGAAACAAUAGUUCAGUUGAAGACCAAAAACACUUGGCUCUCUUGGUGAUGGAGGCCUUGACGGUCCUACUUCAAGGGUCCAACACAAAUGCAGGAAUAUUCCGAGAGUUUGGAGGUGCAAGGUGUGCCCACAAUAUAGUGAAAUAUCCGCAGUGCCGGCAGCACGCCCUGAUGACCAUCCAGCAACUGGUGCUCUCUCCCAACGGGGAGGAUGACAUGGGCACGCUCCUGGGGCUUAUGCACUCAGCCCCACCCACAGAACUGCAGCUGAAGACCGACAUCUUAAGGGCCCUGCUGUCCGUCCUUCGAGAAAGCCACCGUUCAAGAACAGUCUUCAGGAAGGUUGGAGGCUUUGUGUACAUUACAUCCUUGCUUGUUGCUAUGGAGAGGUCUUUGAGCUCUCCUCCCAAGAAUGGCUGGGAGAAGGUGAACCAGAAUCAAGUGUUUGAGCUCCUGCACACUGUGUUCUGCACGCUGACUGCAGCCCUGCGCUACGAGCCAGCCAACUGUCACUUCUUCAAGACCGAGAUCCAGUAUGAAAAACUGGCGGAUGCUGUCCGGUUUCUUGGCUGCUUCUCAGACCUCAGGAAAAUAAGUGCCGUGAACGUCUUCCCAUCAAACACGCAGCCUUUCCAGAGACUGCUGGAGGAGGGGGCAGUGUCCGUGGACUCCGUGUCACCGACCCUCCGGCACUGCAGUAAACUCUUUAUCUAUCUAUACAAAGUGGCCACAGAUUCUUUUGACAGUCAUGCUGAGCAGAUCCCUCCUUGCCUGACAAGCGAGUCUUCUCUCCCCUCUCCCUGGGGAACACCAGCUUUGUCCAGGAAAAGGCAUGCAUUUCAUUGCGUUUCAACUCCCCCAGUGUAUCCUACGAAAAGCGUCACUGACCUGAAACUUCAGGUGACAAGCUCACCUCUGCCGAGCUCUGAUGCUGUCAUCAUCCACCCUGGAGCCAUGUUAGCCAUGCUCGACCUGCUGGCCUCUGUGGGCUCAGUGACACAGCCAGAACAUGCUUUGGACCUUCAACUUGCCGUGGCCAAUAUUUUACAAUCGCUGGUACACACAGAGAGAAACCAGCAGGUCAUGUGUGAAGCUGGUCUUCAUGCACGGCUGCUGCAGAGGUGCGGAGCUGCCCUGGCUGAUGAGGACCACUCCCUGCACCCACCCCUGCAGCGCAUGUUUGAACGUUUAGCCUCGCAGGCCUUGGAGCCCAUGGUGCUGAGGGAGUUUUUGCGUUUGGCAAGCCCUUUGAAUUGUGGUGCCUGGGACAAAAAGCUGCUGAAGCAAUACAGGGUUCACAAGCCAAGUUCGCUGAGCUUCGAGCCGGAGAUGAGAAGUAGCGUGGUCACCUCUCUGGAAGGUCUGGGCUCUGAUAAUGUUUUCAGCUCACAUGAGGAUAACCAUUACCGGAUAAGUAAAAGUCUGGUGAAGUCAGCAGAAGGAAGCACUGUGCCCUUGACCAGGGUAAAGUGUCUCGUCUCCAUGACAACCCCUCACGACAUCAGACUUCAUGGUUCAUCUGUGACUCCAGCUUUUGUUGAAUUUGACACAUCUCUUGAAGGCUAUGGCUGCCUGUUUCUGCCCAGCUUGGCUCCCCAUAACGCCCCUACCAGUAACGCCGUCACGACAGGUCUUACCGACGGGGCCGUGGUCAGCGGCAUUGGUUCUGGUGAGAGGUUCUUCCCACCGCCUUCUGGCCUAAGCUAUUCCUGCUGGUUCUGCAUUGAACACUUCAGCUCCCCUCCAAAUAACCACCCCGUCAGACUCCUCACUGUUGUGCGGCGAGCGAAUUCAUCCGAGCAGCAUUAUGUGUGCCUUGCUAUAGUUCUGUCUGCAAAAGACCGGUCCUUAAUCGUUUCCACAAAAGAGGAGCUACUCCAAAAUUAUGUUGAUGAUUUCAGUGAAGAGUCCUCUUUCUAUGAGAUCCUCCCAUGCUGCGCCCGUUUUCGGUGUGGAGAGCUGGUAAUGGAAGGACAGUGGCAUCACCUGGCUCUGCUCAUGAGCAGAGGCAUGCUGAAGAACAGCACCGCGGCCCUUUACAUCGACGGGCAACUGGUCAGCACUGUCAAGCUGCAUUAUGUCCACAGCACUCCUGGGGGCUCAGGCUCCGCAAACCCCCCAGUGCUGAGCACAGUCUACGCUUACAUCGGCACUCCACCUGCGCAGCGUCAGAUCGCCUCGUUGGUCUGGCGCCUGGGGCCCACUCAUUUUCUGGAAGAAGUUUUACCUCCUUCUAGCGUGACUACUAUUUAUGAACUGGGACCAAACUAUGUUGGAAGCUUUCAGGCUGUCUGCGUGCCAUGUAAAGAUGCGAAGUUGGAAGGUGUCACCCCGUCUCCUGUGUCUCUGGUGGCAGAGGAAAAGGUGUCAUUCGGACUCUAUGCUCUGUCCGUGUCCUCCCUAACAGUGGCAAGAAUCCGGAAAGUGUACAACAAGUUAGACAGCAAAGCCAUCGCGAAGCAGUUAGGCAUUUCCUCCCACGAGAACGCCACUCCGGUGAAGCUGGUUCACAAUGCAGCAGGCCAUCUCAACGGGCCGGCUCGCACUAUCGGGGCCGCUCUCAUUGGAUACCUGGGAGUAAGAACAUUCGUCCCCAAGCCUGUCGCCACCACUCUGCAGUACAUUGGAGGAGCUGCGGCCAUCCUCGGCCUAGUGGCUAUGGCCUCUGAUGUGGAAGGCUUAUAUGCAGCAGUCAAGGCCCUGGUCUGUGUGGUCAAGAGCAACCCGCUAGCCAGCAAAGAGAUGGAAAGAAUCAAGGGAUACCAGCUGCUGGCAAUGCUGCUUAAAAAGAAGCGCUCCCUUCUCAACAGCCACAUCCUCCACCUGACCUUCUCCUUGGUGGGGACGGUUGACAGUGGCCAUGAGACAUCAAUUAUUCCCAAUUCCACUGCCUUCCAGGACCUGCUUUGUGAUUUUGAAGUGUGGCUUCAUGCACCAUAUGAACUCCAUCUUUCCUUAUUUGAACACUUCAUAGAACUGCUUACAGAGUCCAGUGAGGCAUCCAAGAACGCCAAGUUAAUGAGGGAAUUUCAGCUGAUCCCUAGGCUGCUCUUGACUCUGCGAGACAUGUCCUUGUCCCAGCCGACCAUCGCUGCCAUCAGCAAUGUGCUGAGCUUCCUGCUGCAGGGCUUCCCUAACAGCAACGAUCUGCUCAGGUUUGGCCAGUUCAUUUCUUCCACUUUGCCCACCUUUGCUGUUUGUGAGAAAUUCGUGGUAAUGGAAAUAAAUAAUGAAGAGAAACCUGACACUGGGGCAGAAGAGGAGUUUGGAGGUCUCGUGUCUGCUAAUCUCAUACUUUUGAGGAACAGACUUCUAGACAUCUUGCUAAAGCUAGUUUAUACAUCUAAAGAAAAGACAAACAUUAACUUACAGGCUUGUGAAGAGCUGGUCAGGACACUGGGGUUUGACUGGAUCAUGAUGUUUAUGGAAGAGCACCUGCAUCCGACCACAGUCACGGCCGCCAUGCGGAUUCUCGUGGUCCUGCUGAGUAACCAGUCCAUUCUCUUCAAGUUUAAAGAGGGCCUCAGUGGCGGGGGGUGGCUAGAGCAGACAGAUUCCGUCCUGACGAACAAGAUUGGAACUGUGUUAGGAUUCAAUGUGGGCAGGAGUGCUGGAGGGAGAUCCACGGUCAGGGAGAUUAACCGGGAUGCCUGCCAUUUCCCUGGUUUUCUGGUUCUCCAGUCUUUCCUCCCUAAGCACACGAAUGUCCCUGCCCUCUAUUUUCUCCUUAUGGCCUUGUUUCUGCAACAGCCAGUGAGCGAGCUGCCUGAGAACCUGCAGGUCAGUGUGCCUGUGACCAGCAGCCGAUGUAAGCAGGGUUGCCAGUUUGAUCUAGAUUCCAUCUGGACAUUUAUCUUUGGUGUCCCUGCCUCCAGCGGGACAGUGGUCUCCUCCAUUCACACCGUGUGCACAGAAUCCGCUUUCCUGCUGCUGGGGAUGCUGCGAAGCAUGCUGAAUUCACCAUGGCAAUCGGAAGAGGAGGGCUCGUGGCUCCGAGAGUACCCAGUGACCCUGAUGCAGUUCUUUCGGUAUCUGUAUCACAACGUCCCAGACCUCUCCUCCAUGUGGCUGAGCCCUGACUUCCUGUGUGCAUUAGCGGCCACCGUCUUCCCCUUCAACAUCCGCCCGUACUCAGAGAUGGUAACAGAUCUGGAUGAUGAGGUUGGGUCUCCCGCAGAAGAGUUUAAAGCUUUCGCUGCAGACACAGGGAUGAACAGGAGCCAGUCCGAGUACUGCAAUGUGGGAACCAAGACCUAUCUGACCAAUCACCCGGCUAAGAAGUUCGUCUUUGACUUCAUGCGAGUCUUGAUCAUCGACAACCUCUGUCUCACCCCGGCCAGCAAGCAAACGCCACUGAUCGAUCUUUUGUUGGAGGCUUCCCCUGAGAGAUCUACAAGAACUCAGCAGAAAGAAUUCCAGACGCACAUUUUGGACAGUGUGAUGGACCACUUGCUUGCAGCUGAUGUGUUAUUGGGGGAAGAUGCGUCUCUGCCUAUUACCAGUGGAGGAAGCUACCAGGUAUUGGUGAACAACGUGUUUUAUUUCACGCAACGCGUGGUGGACAAGCUUUGGCAAGGCAUGUUCAACAAAGAAUCUAAACUUCUUAUAGAUUUUAUAAUUCAACUCAUUGCCCAGUCCAAGAGACGAUCGCAGGGCUUGUCGCUGGAUGCAGUGUAUCAUUGCCUCAAUCGGACCAUCCUGUACCAGUUCUCCCGUGCGCACAAAACCGUCCCUCAACAAGUCGCCCUCUUGGAUUCACUCCGGGUCCUUACUGUGAACCGGAACUUAAUCCUGGGACCCGGAAACCACGACCAAGAAUUCCUUAGCUGUCUUGCUCACUGCCUGAUUAAUCUCCAUGCUGGAAGCAGUGUGGAAGGAUUUGGACUGGAAGCUGAGGCACGCAUGACCACAUGGCACAUCAUGAUUCCCUCGGACAUCGAGCCAGACGGUGGCUACAGCCAAGACAUCAGUGAAGGGCGUCAGCUUCUCAUUAAAGCUGUCAACAGGGUUUGGACCGAGCUGAUCCACAGUAAGAAACAAGUCCUGGAGGAACUCUUUAAGGUCAGCCUGCCGGUGAACGACAGGGGCCAUGUGGACAUAGCCCUUGCCAGGCCACUCAUCGAGGAGGCUGGUCUGAAAUGCUGGCAGAAUCAUCUGGCCCACGAAAAGAAAUGCAUAAGUCGAGGAGAAGCCUUGGUGCCUACCACACAGUCCAAACUGUCCCGAGUCAGCAGCGGCUUCGGUCUGUCCAAGUUGACAGGAUCGAGAAGGAACCGAAAGGAAAGCGGCCUCCACAAACACAGUCCUUCCCCACAGGAGAUUUCCCAGUGGAUGUUUACACACAUCGCUGUUGUUCGCGACCUGGUGGACACACAGUACAAGGAGUAUCAGGAGCGUCAGCAGAAUGCCCUGAAGUACGUGACCGAGGAGUGGUGUCAGAUCGAGUGUGAGCUGCUGCGGGAGCGGGGGCUAUGGGGCCCCCCCAUCGGUUCCCACCUAGACAAGUGGAUGCUGGAGAUGACAGAGGGGCCCUGCAGAAUGCGGAAGAAAAUGGUGCGCAAUGACAUGUUCUACAGCCACUAUCCCUAUGUACCGGAGACGGAGCAGGAAGCCAGCGUGGGGUCUGAGAUCCCAAGUAAACCACCCGAGCCUCCCGAUGAUGCCAUUGCUCAGAAGAAACCUGCUCGGUACCGAAGAGCUAUAAGCUAUGACAGUAAAGAGUACUACCUACGCCUGGCCUCUGGUAACCCAGCCAUUGUUCAGGAUGCAAUCGUAGAGAGCUCGGAAGGCGAAGCCACCCAGCAAGAACCAGAGCAUGGGGAGGACACCAUUGCCAAGGUCAAAGGCCUCGUGAAGCCUCCCCUGAAGCGCUCGCGGUCAGCACCUGAUGGAGGAGAUGAGGAGACCCAGGAGCAGCUGCAAGACCAGAUUGCUGAGAGUGGUUCCAUAGAGGAGGAGGAGAAAACAGACAACGCCACCUUGUUGCGCCUGCUGGAGGAGGGAGAGAAGAUUCAACACAUGUACCGCUGUGCUCGAGUCCAAGGCCUGGAUACCAGUGAGGGGCUACUCCUCUUUGGUAAAGAGCAUUUCUAUGUGAUUGAUGGAUUUACCAUGACUGCAACCAGAGAAAUAAGAGACAUUGAAACCUUACCUCCAAACAUGCACGAACCGAUUAUCCCUCGAGGUGCCCGGCAAGGCCCCAGCCAGCUCAAGAGAACAUGCAGCAUCUUUGCCUAUGAGGACAUCAAGGAGGUCCAUAAAAGGAGGUACCUCCUCCAGCCUAUCGCUGUUGAAGUUUUCUCUGGAGAUGGACGGAAUUACCUCCUGGCUUUUCAAAAGGGGAUUCGGAAUAAAGUCUACCAAAGGUUCCUGGCAGUUGUGCCCUCUCUCACCGACAGCUCAGAGUCCGUGUCCGGGCAGAGACCAAACACCAGUGUGGAACAAGGGUCUGGAUUACUCAGCACUCUGGUUGGAGAGAAGUCUGUGACGCAGAGAUGGGAGAGAGGUGAAAUCAGCAACUUCCAGUAUUUGAUGCAUUUGAACACCCUGGCGGGUAGAUCCUACAAUGACCUUAUGCAGUACCCCGUCUUCCCAUGGAUCCUCGCGGACUACGACUCCGAGGAAGUUGACCUUACUAACCCUAAGACAUUCAGAAACCUGGCUAAGCCGAUGGGCGCACAGACGGAUGAGCGGCUGGCCCAGUACAAGAAGCGCUACAAGGACUGGGAAGAUCCCAAUGGGGAGACCCCAGCAUACCACUACGGCACGCACUAUUCAUCUGCAAUGAUCGUGGCCUCGUAUCUUGUAAGAAUGGAGCCUUUCACACAGAUAUUCUUAAGGCUUCAGGGCGGCCACUUUGACCUGGCAGACCGGAUGUUCCACAGUGUCCGUGAGGCCUGGUACUCCGCGUCAAAACACAACAUGGCGGAUGUAAAAGAACUUAUCCCAGAAUUUUUUUACUUACCGGAAUUCCUGUUCAAUUCUAACAACUUUGAUCUAGGCUGUAAACAAAAUGGCACCAAGCUUGGAGAUGUUAUCCUCCCACCCUGGGCAAAGGGGGACCCACGAGAGUUCAUCCGAGUCCACCGUGAGGCUCUGGAGUGUGAUUACGUGAGUGCCCACCUGCACGAGUGGAUCGACCUGAUCUUUGGCUAUAAGCAGCAGGGCCCCGCUGCCGUAGAGGCUGUGAAUGUCUUCCAUCACCUUUUUUAUGAGGGGCAAGUGGAUAUCUACAACAUAAAUGACCCGCUGAAGGAGACGGCCACCAUCGGGUUCAUUAACAACUUUGGUCAGAUUCCUAAGCAGUUGUUUAAAAAGCCUCAUCCACCAAAGCGAGUGCGGAGUCGGCUGAAUGGAGACAACAUAGGCAUCUCUGUCCCACCAGGAGCCACAAGUGACAAGAUCUUUUUCCAUCACCUAGACAACCUGAGGCCUUCCCUAACACCUGUGAAAGAACUCAAAGAGCCUGUGGGGCAAAUUGUGUGCACGGAUAAAGGCAUUCUUGCUGUAGAGCAGAACAAGGUGCUCAUUCCACCUGCGUGGAACAAGACCUUCGCCUGGGGCUAUGCAGACCUCAGCUGCAGACUGGGGACCUACGAGUCAGACAAGGCAGUGACUGUUUAUGAAUGUUUGUCUGAAUGGGGCCAGAUCCUCUGUGCAGUGUGCCCCAACCCCAAGCUCGUCAUCACGGGCGGAACAAGCACAGUGGUGUGUGUCUGGGAGAUGGGCACCUCCAAAGAGAAGGCCAAGCCCCUCACGCUCAAGCAGGCUCUGCUUGGCCACACUGAUCCUGUCACCUGUGCCACAGCAUCCCUAGCCUACCACAUCAUUGUCAGCGGGUCCCGAGACCGAACCUGCAUCAUCUGGGACCUAAACAAACUGUCAUUCCUAACACAGCUCAGAGGCCACCGAGCUCCCGUCUCUGCUCUUUGCAUUAAUGAGCUAACAGGGGACAUUGUGUCCUGCGCUGGCACAUACAUCCACGUGUGGAGCAUCAAUGGGAACCCUAUCGUGAGUGUGAACACAUUCACAGGCAGGAGCCAGCAGAUUGUCUGCUGCUGUGUGUCUGAGAUGAAUGAGUGGGACACGCAGAAUGUCAUCGUGACGGGACACUCAGAUGGAGUGGUCCGGUUCUGGAGAAUGGAAUUCCUCCAGGUUCCUGAAACACCAGCUCCUGAGCCUGUUGAAGACCUGGAGAUACAGGAAGGCUGCCCUGAAGCACAGAUAGGGCAGCAAGCCCAAGAUGAAGACAGCAGUGACUCUGAAGCAGAAGAGGCCAGUGUAAGCCAGGAUCCUAAGGACACGCCCAGCCAGCCCCGCAGCACCAGCCACAGGCCACGGGCAGCCUCCUGCAGAGCCACUGCCACAUGGUGUACUGACAGUGGCUCCGACGACUCCAGGCGAUGGUCCGAUCAGCUCAGUCUAGAUGAGAAAGAUGGCUUCAUAUUUGUGAACUAUUCUGAGGGCCAGACGAGAGCACAUCUGCAGGGCCCCCUCGCCCACUCCCACCCCAACCCCAUCGAAGCACGAAGUUACAGCAGAUUGAAACCUGGGUACCGGUGGGAGCGGCAGCUGGUGUUCAGGAGCAAACUGACUAUGCACACAGCCUUUGAUCGAAAGGACAACACACACCCAGCUGAGGUCACAGCAUUGGGUGUCUCCAAGGAUCACAGCAGGAUCCUCGUGGGUGACAGUCGAGGCCGAGUGUUCAGCUGGUCUGUGAGUGACCAGCCUGGCCGUUCCGCCGCUGACCACUGGGUGAAGGAUGAAGGUGGCGACAGUUGCUCGGGAUGCUCCGUACGCUUCUCCCUCACAGAGAGAAGGCACCAUUGCAGGAACUGCGGGCAGCUCUUCUGUCAGAAGUGCAGUCGGUUUCAGUCAGAAAUCAAGCGCCUGAAAAUCUCGUCCCCAGUGCGUGUCUGUCAGAACUGUUACUAUAGCUUACAACAUGAGAGGGGGGCAGAAGAUGGGCCUCGGAACUGCUGAGAUGGAGGGACUGGUGAGAGACCACAGCCUAGGGGGCUCUUCACAUCCUGCCGUGGCUCCAAAGGCACUGAAGCAGUCUCCGUUUACACAGCUCUUCAUGAGUGUUUGAAGUGUUGAGUGUAAAGGGAUCAUUGGAUCACGGGUUCCGAGGCCAGUGACAGCACGGGCACUGUGCAGUCAACAGCACAAGAGGAACGAAAGGUGCUCCCAGGAGCACCUCAGACCAGAGUCUCCCAUAGUGUAGCUAUCUCCAAGAGCAAAUUCUGUGCUCCCCAACUGUCUUUAUUGCAUCUCAUUUUUAUAGAGCUAUUCAUCCUUAUUUGGAAAAAUCAACAAAAACUUUUAAAAAAAAGGCUUCUAGAAAAUGGUUGUAAAUCUGACUUCUUUGCAAGCAGCUGUGUAUAUUGUAAAUAGAUAUAAAGGCCUUUUUUUUUCUAAAUAAGGAACUAAUUGCCUGUAACAUGAGACUUCAAACUAAGCCACUAACUCAAUGAACCAUCUAAGGUCUGUCUAACGUCUCUCAAUUAUAAAUACGGGGUUUUUUUUAAUCCUCAAAGACAUUAUCUGUACUAUUUUUUUCCUGUUCAGACCAAGCCUGUGUGCCUGAUAUCAUUUCUUUCAAAGUUGCCCACAGUGUCUCCACUUAAUAGGCUAGUAACCAAAACGAUGUAGCCCUGCUUUAGGGGCCAGCAUGGGAGAAGAGGUCUGCUCGUAAGGUAACGUAAAUAACUGAGCACCAGUCUGAGGCUGUGUACCGCUACAGUGGUGCGGCGCUAUGCCAGGCCCCUUAAACCGAGCUGUGGGCUGUGCAGGCCCAGCACACCUCAGCAGCACACGAUCGAUGUCAGGCGGACACAGCCCGGCCUCAGUUAACGGAAAUAUGUUUGCAUGUUACCCCAAAUUAGCUUCUCUGCAUAGAACAUAACAAGUGUGUGUCUUUGGGGACAUGUGUGUUCUACUACAGCUUAUUUUCAAAAAAAAAAAAAAAAGGUGUACAGAAUUAACAUUUAAACCUUGUAAAACUGGAUCAUGUCAGAAGUGCUUAAAACAAACCUUUACCAUUUAAUGCCAUCUACCUGAAAACAGUGAGAUUUAUACUGUA